AUGACAGCAGCCAACUCCGAAUUUGAAGAAUUCUUUCGUUAUACAAGUGGGCGAUGGCUCUGGGAUGAAGAACAGCAGCUUCAGGAUAGGUAUCGGGCCUUCAAUGUUGCUGGGCUCCAAGGCUUAGCAGCCAGAGCCAUUGGCUCAGGCGGCUGCGUCUCGAUGACGAAGUUGGCAGAGGGAGGAUAUAACAAGGUCUUCCGCUUGGUUAUGAAUGACGGAAAAUCAGUGCUUGCCCGAAUUCCAAACCCAAAUGCCGGCCCUUCGUUUUACACGACUGCGUCUGAAGUUGCGACAAUGGAAUUCGCUCGAAAUUUUCUCCAAAUUCCCGUACCCCGAGUGUUAGGUUGGAACGCCAGAACUGAUAACCCGGCUGGCUCGGAAUAUAUCUUUAUGGAAGAGGCGACUGGCACGCAGCUUGGAACGAUUUGGGAUGAGCUGAGUCCGGAUUCAAAACUCUCCAUCAUGAGAGAAGUGGUGGAUAUCGAGUCAAAGAUGCUUUCAGUGUCAUUUUCACACUUUGGCAGCAUAUAUUUUGCGAGAGAUGCAGUUGAAGGUGCAGUCCCCGCCAAGAUCACCAAUGAGGCUCCAGCAGAACUCAAAAAGCAUGUAUACGAGACGUUUAGUGUUGGACCUACUGUCGACAGGGAUUUUUGGAAGAGGGAGCGUGCUUCAAUGGACAUCUCAAGGGGUCCCUGGUCAACUCCCAAGGAUUAUGCAAUAUGUGUUGCCCAGCGCGAAAUGGAAUGGAUCAGAAAUUACGCCGUUCCAAAACCACCGAGCGACGCUACGUUGGUUUCAAUGGCCCAAAACAGUCCAGAGGCGCAUCUGCAGCUGCUAGAAAAGUAUCUCAGAGUGGCUCCUUCUCUCAUGGACAUUGAACCCAUCCUUACUCGCGCCACAUUGUGGCAUGGAGACCUUCAUUCCUCCAACUUAUUCGUGGAUCAGGGUCAUAUAACCUCCGUCAUUGAUUGGCAAGGGUCAUGGGCGGGCCCACUUUUCCUUCAAGCUCAGCCAUCCCCGCUUGUGGACUACCAAGGCAGUAUUCUACUUCGACGCCCGGAAAACUUUGAUGAUCUCGAUUCUGAGCAUCAAGCUCAGAUCAAGCAAAAAAUUUUCAAAUCAACCCUAUUCCAGCUCUAUUUGUUGGAAACCAAGAAACGGACCCCGCUGCUUACUAGAACAUUCCAUCUAGAUCAUGGGAAGACCAGGCGCCUUCCGGUUGAACUGGCCGGAAAUACGUGGGAUGACGACAUAGUCUCCUUUCGUGAGGCACUCAUUAAUGUUGAAAGGUAUUGGCAUGAACUUGGCAUCCAAGGCGAUUGUCCCUAUCGCUUCACGCAGGCUGAACUACAUAACCACUCAGUCGAUGCCGGUGGAUGGAAUGAGGUUCAGGAUUUUUUUGACAGUAUUGAAGGUCUUGUUAAAAGGGAUGGCUGGACGAGUCUUGAAACGUUUGACGCUGCCUUUGGGUUCUUCUCCGAACUGAGAAGACGGGGCCUCGGGCAUCUAAAAGGCGAUGAAAGGGACAUCUUCGAAAGACAGACCCGUUGGGCCAAACACACGAGCUGA
Messenger RNA from Penicillium malachiteum, 1572 nucleotides. RefSeq names its product aminoglycoside phosphotransferase family protein. Gene Ontology annotation, cellular component: mitochondrion. The coding region runs from base 1 to 1572 and encodes 523 amino acids. NCBI's taxonomy places the organism in Eukaryota, Fungi, Ascomycota, Eurotiomycetes, Eurotiales, Aspergillaceae. The transcript is spliced from 5 exons. The record is from RefSeq and is a predicted model, not a curated record.